GUAUUUAGGAGGAUCUGGUUGGGCUCAUUGGCUGUAAGGUCACCCCUUCUCCCUUUUCCAGUAUGGGGUGUAAUGCUUCUCCAAUCUUCGGAAUCGUCAUCUUUUGGAUGCCCAUGGCCAAGGCUUGUGCCAGGCUUGCCGCUGGCAAUUCUGGCAAAGCUGUUGUGCCAAGCGCCGUGUAGGGGAGCUGUGAAAUCUGCCACCAUGGUCUCCAUUGCAGGCUGCUGUGGGUGCAAGGUCUUCUCCAAGAUCGAUCUCAAGUCUGGCUAUCACCAUAUUGAAGUCGAUCCUGCGGACCAGCACAAGACUGCGUUCAAAACACGCGAUGGGCUUUACGAGUUUACUGUAAUGCCCUUCAGUCUCACGAACGCAUCGGCCACCUUCCAAAGCCUCAUGGACAAAGUUCUCCGCGAACAGAUUGGCCGGUUCGUGGUGGUUUACCUCGAUGACAUACUAAUCUUCAGCAAGUCCAUGGAGGAACACCUCAAACACCUUGAGGAAGUCAUGACCAUCCUCAAGAAAACGCAACUCCAUCUCAACUUAGAGAAAUCUGAGUGCGGGAAGGAUAGCGUCAUCUAUCUUGGUCAUUUGUUGUCUUCUGCAGGCCUGGAGCCUGAGGCAACCAUGGUUGAGGUCAUACGCGAUUGGCCUCAACCCGCGAACAUUCGCGAACUGCGUUCUUUUCUUGGCCUCGCGUCAUACUAUCGGAAGUUUGUGCCCCGCUUCUCUAUUGUUGCUCAUCCAUUGUCGCGGUUGACCAGUAAAAAUGUUCCCUAUUCUUGGGACGCCGCGUGCACAAAUGCCUUCCAAGCUUUAAAGGAAGCCUUGGCGUGGCGAGGAGCCGCGUUGUCUUGCCUUCGGAUUCCCGCCUUUCGUGUUCCUGUUCGAAAGGCUGAAGUUGCACGCGUGAAGACGCGCGCGGGGCGAAGUUUCCCGCCGGUUGAAGGCCGUUCGCGGGCGUGCGUUCUCGGCAGUUUAGCGCUGAGAAUUAGCGCUUACCGGGCGGCGCUAGCGCUCCAGUCCAGAGCAAGAGGGCAUCUAGGAAUGCACUGCCCUCAGUCAGGUACGAGAUCGGGAGGGAAACAGCCUCAACUAAAACAAUCAAUGCUGGUGGAAGCAGACAAUAAACCAGGAGUCUGGUAUAUUAACUCGACACAAUACAGAGGGUGGAUCUUCGACGACAACCUGGAAACUCCUAGGUGGGUUUGGGUUUUAAACAGCAGUCCCACUGUGAAACCAAACAUCUACCCGCCGUAUGAUAGCCGAUGGAGACAGGCAGGGGCGAAACGCAUGGAAGACAAGGAAGUAGGCUUCAUAACGAAGCCCAUGAUCGUCGAGGACACAGUAUUGGACGACAAACAGCGUUUGCAGACUAUGGCGGAAUUGCACAAGCUGGGACAAGAGGCAGAACUGGCCUUCCUGGAAAACAGGAGGGCAAGGGAGGAGGCAGAGAAAGUAGCGGGUGAAGAAAAGGGAAGGGAAGGAGGUGAGGGGGAGGGGAGUAGCAACUCCCCGGACAACGGCAAGAGCACUAAGGAGCAGAGUAAUGAGAAGGAGGGAACCAGGGGGGGGAAGGAAGACGGAGGCCCACAGGCAUCCACGAAGAGGAAACUUCGGGACAGGGAAGCAGCAACGUCAACGAGCUCAGGUCAAGAAGCCAAGAGAUCCAACACAGGUGGAGGGGAAGAGGAAGAUCCAACGUCGCAGGAAAAACAACAAGGAACGGUUAUGGAGGACGCGACGUCAGAGAAGGGCAAGUCACAGAACGAGCAGAUGGACAUGUCAUCAUCAGUAGCUGCGAAAUCUGCAGCAGCUCCAGCAGCGGCAUCAGCAUCAUCGACCCCUCGAAGGAGGGAGGACACGUCAUCAGGUAGCAACAGCUCAGCACACAGCCGGCAUAAGGACGGUGGGGGAGAACCAAUGGAAGAGACAGCGGGCAAGGCAAGCAACAUGGAGCAGGGAACGGAUGACUCGUCAGAAGAGCUUGAAGAGAGGGAGCAGAUUGAGGAGGAAAGGAGACAGGCAGCAAUCCUGGAAGCUCAAAUCAAUGUUCUCAAGGACCAGAACAGGGAGCUGGGGGGCGACACCACCAAUUUGCAAAAAAUAGCAUAUGCCCCGCACCCUGACAUAAAUGCAGCAACCAAACUCUUCACAAGGCACAACCUGGGAAGGAGAGUUAUAUUGCCAUACCGUUGGAACAGCGGUAAUUCCGACUGGGAGGUAGCUAUCCACCGGUCACUAGCUCUGAUCACAGCAAGAGACAGCCAGUGUACAAGGGCUGGACUCCGGGAACGGAUCACGAAGGACUUGCCAGACAAAGCGCAGCUAUGGGGUAGUACCACAGAGAACCGGGAGGAGUGGGAGGACACAGCGGGAGGCAAACAGAUGUUAGACUAUAGACCUAUCGUCUUCGAGCUACAGGAGAGUGCAAAGUUGACAGAGGGACUCAUCUUGAUGCCAUGGCUGGUAGUGGAAACGAUACCUUAUGGCCUCCUGGGCGGCUCAGAAGCAGCUGAGUGGGUUGCAAGGGGAGCAAAGAUUAUCACCAGAUCUGGUCUCGCUGCAAUCGAGGCUGAGAAACAACUCCAGCUGGCAGUCAAGGCUGCCCAGCUACAGGCGGAUGAAGCGGCAACAGCAGAGAAGCUGCGGCUACAGGCCGAAGCAGACGCAGAUGCCCAGGCUCACCGCAAGGAAGCCCAGGCUCUGCUGCAGCGGCAUGAAGCCAACAGCAUCGAGAAACUCAAGUACUGGCACUUUGAGCCGAACGGCGACAAGCCAACACCGGAAGAGCAUCAUAAGGAGUUCAUGGCCAAGCUCGUGAGCAGGCUGUGCCAGGACCAGAUGCUGGCUUCGAGCAGUGCAUCCUCUAGCCGCCAACAGGAGGAACGCGUUGACCACGUCGUGGCAAUGCUAGGAGACAUAAGUGUCUUCACAGAGCCGGCCACCAUCAGCCAGCGGUUCGAGUUGCUGGACACUAAGAUCAGUCAGCAACAGCAGACUGACCACAGCCACAACAACAGCUUGGCGAGGCCAUACAAGAUGCCGACAUUCCGGAUCGAGAAAUUUGAUGACUACACACAUCAAGACCCGGUCGUCUGGUGGCAAGGAUUUACAACGGAGUUGGGGAUUCACGAAGUCCCUGACCAUCUGUUCAUCAGUGCUCUGUUCAUCAACACCAAGGGAGGUUGUCAGAUCUGGCUCAGCCACAUGGCAACCAUCCACGGCGUCCAGGUUUCAGACCUGUACAAGAAGGUCUCCUGGGAAGACAUGACAAAGGAAUGGAAGAAGCGGUUCAUCGUCGAGGACGCCCCGACACUCGCCGUCAACCGCAUCUUCACGAUGGCUCAAGGGAGCACACCGACACGUGACUGGCUCACGGAUUGGCAGAAAAUCGUGGCGACGCCCGAUUUGGACUUGUCAUUUCCGCAUCUGCGGCGUGAGUUCUACAACAGGUCAUGCGCCGCUCUCAGCCUCGCACUUGGUGAUCACGAGCAGUACAACACUUUCGCAGAGAUCAUCAACAAGGCGAGAGAGCUCAUCAAGACUAACAGGCCGGCUGCACACGAGAAAUGUGCGACCCCGCCUCAGCUCGGGAAACUGAGCUCCACGAAAGGUGAGGCGACUCCACCUUCUACUCCGCCAGAUUCGGUCGCCUUGCUAGCGGCCUCCUGCACAUCUCGGGAGGAUGCGAAUGUCGCAAGUCCUCGGUAUACUUACGAGGAUUAUGCUGUCCACUUGGUUCCACCGCUGGACCAACCGGUCCACGUGCAACAACCUACCGCAUGCACGUUUUCAUCACCAUCGGCAACCGAUUUGGCAGCUUCGCCGCCAUCUAUCGUCGGGGAUUCAUCGUCAUGGUCAAGACUUGAGGUGCUCGACCCAUUGACGUUCACGGACUUCCAGUGGAUGCCCGUUCCCCCGACCGGACGAUUGUCGAAACCGCAUUGCAAUGUGCUCAUGGCACAACUGCGAGAUUACGUGCACACUGCAGUACCGACUCCGUUGAUGGACGCCGGAGUAGAGGUUGUCGACCUUCACGUUUACAUCGUGAAGAUCGACCGCGAGUUCAAGACGCAACGGUACGACGACAUCGACGCACCAUUGCUAUACACGAUCAGGAACGCCGGCCCUCUCCCACGCAUCGACGACCUUCUCGAGCGAUUGGGCGGCGCCCAGUUCUUCUCUAAGUUGGAUCUCAAGUCAGGGUACCACCAACUCGAGAUUCGCAAGGAGGAUCGCUACAAGACCGCGUUCAAGACACGGUAUGGGCAUUUCGAAUGGUUGGUCAUGCCAUUUGGCCUUAUGAAUGCCCCAGCCACUUUCCAAGCGGCUGUGACGACGGAGUUCCGACACAUGCUGGAUCGUUUCGUACUUAUCUACCUCAACGACAUUUUGGUUUACAGCCGGAGUCUGGGCGAGCAUGUGGAACACUUGCGCACCGUUUUGGAGCGGCUACGACAUGCCAAGUACAAAGCAAACCGCGACAAGUGCGAGUUCGCACAGCAGGAGCUGGGAUACUUGGGACACUAUGUGACGCCGAAAGGCAUCCCUCCGCUUGCGGACAAGAUCGAGGCCCUACGAGUAUGGCCCGAGCCCACCAACACCACGGACGUUCGUUCAUUCAUGGGAUUGGCGGGCUACUAUCAGCGAUUCAUCACCGGAUACUCUAGGAUUGUUGCACCUAUGACGAGGUUACAGUCGCCAAAGGUGCCAUUCGUAUUCGAUGAUGCCGCACGCCGGUCAUUCCAAGCACUUAAGACGGCUAUGCUCAUGGCACCCGUCCUUAGCAUCUAUGACCCCACCCGGCCGACGCGAGUGACUACGGACGCUUCCGGCUAUGGCAUUGGGGCAGUCUUGGAACAGCACGACGGCGAUGACUGGCACCCUGUGGAGUAUUUCAGCCACAAAGUGCCUCCCAUCAACUCGCUUGAUGAUGCAAGGAAGAAGGAGCUGCUCGCAUUCGUCAUGGCUCUCAAGCGAUGGCGGCACUUCCUCCUUGGGCGUCGUAGGUUCACAUGGGUCAUAGACAACAAUCCAUUGACCUACUACAAGACGCAGGACACGGUGAGCAGCACGAUAGGACGAUGGAUCUACUUCAUCGACCAAUUUGACUUCACACCGAAACAUGUCCCCGGCCUCUCCAAUCGCGCAGCAAAUGCACUCUCGCGAAGACCAGAUCUUUGCGCUAUGACACAUCAUGCCUUCGCAUUCGACGAGGAGCUUCAGCGACACUUCAUCCGGGCAUAUCAGUCUGAUCCGGACUUUGGCAUGCUCUAUGCACAGCUAUCUUCGGAUCACCCGCCGGCCAGCCAUUUCCGCAUUGCCGACGGGUACUUGCUCCUCCACUCGAGAGGCAAGGACUUACUAUGUGUCCCACGCGACCGUCGUCUUCGGACUCGCCUCCUCGGCCAGUAUCAUGAUUCACGACUCGCCGGCCAUUUCGGAGUCAACCGCACUAUUGCACGGCUUCAACAACGAUUCCGAUGGCCCGACCUCAUUACCGAUGUCACUCGGUAUUGCGACUCUUGCGAAGUUUGCCGACGCAGCAAGCCCCACAACCGCAAUCCCUACGGCGAGUUACACCCGAUGCCUAUCCCACGGGAACCCGGUCUCUCCAUUGCCAUGGACGUCACCGGUCCGUUUCCUCGCGACCGGCUCGGGCACGACGACAUCCUCACGGUUGUGGACCGAUUGAGUAAGUACGCGCGUUUUCCCCCUUGCAAGUACUACUCCACGGCUCCCAAGCUGGCACGCCUCCUGCACACUGGUUGGAUUUGUGGCCACGGUGUACCAGAAGACAUUGUCAGCGACCGCGACACUCGUUUCAUGUCGGCGUUUUGGACUGUUCUCAUGCAGAAGUCCGGCACAACAAUGAAACCAAGUUCGGCUCGACAUCCUCAGACACACGGGCAGACGGAGCGGGCACAUCAAACUGCUCAAAUGAUGCUUCGUACGCUCGUCCGUCCAGACCAGAAAGAUUGGGUUGACCGCCUCCCCGACAUCGAGUUCGCCUACAACACUUCGGUGCAUCCAGCGAUCGGCGUGACUCCAUUCGAGUUGCACCACGGUGGACGGAAAGGCCGGAUCUUCGCAAACCUUCUCCUCCCUCGACCAGCCGACAUUGAUGCUGCCUGCUCUCCCGCUUCCGUCCGGAAGUACAGGGAAUUGUUGACUCAAGCCCGCGCAAAUAUGCAAAAGGCUCAAGUCCGCAUGCAGCAGCAAGCCAACAGGCGUCGCGUACCAUGUCCCAUCCGCGCCGGUGAUCUGGUUUGGGUCUCCGCGGAAGAGUUUGCACUGGAACAGGAUGUUUCACGCAAACUGCUUCCCAAGUGGUUUGGACCGUGGUCGGUGACUGCAGCCGCGGGCGAUGAGCCCGAUGGCCCUUCAUUUGUGAUCAACAUUCCAGAGCAUCUGACGGUCCAUCCGGUCUUCCACGCCUCGAAGCUGGCAACAUACACGCCAGCCAAGAGCGACGACUUCUCGGACCGACGAUCGCAGGACCCUCCUUCUAUGGAUGGCCAUCAGGAAGUUGACCUCGUCAUCUCCGAUCGCAAGUACGGCAGCAAGCCGCGGCAGUACAAAGUCACAUUCAAAGCAUGCGAUCGCGACGACACCCGGUGGAUUUCAGGCGCAGAUUUGAAAGCCUCCGCACUGCUGAUCUACAUGCAUUAUGAAAAGCGGAGGUUAGCUCAGGAAGCUUCACGACCAGCCCCUCCCACCCGGGCUGUGGUCCCUCCCUCAGACAGACAGCUUCGCCCUCGCAGGAAUCAGUUGGCAGGUGAGGCCAACAUCAAUAUGCACAACUUUCCCUCAUUCAGCAGGAAGGCCCUAGAGGCAAAGAUAGGGCAUGGACAUACACCCACGACGGACGGUAGGAAGAAGACACUGUCUCCCAACUGGAAGGCGAAAGGACGCAUAAUGUUCAUCGACAACGAUGGUUCUACCAUCAAGUUAGAAGACGACUUCCAGGCGGGAGCGGGUUCAAAGGCGGGCAGCGUAGAAGUUUCAGGGGGUGGAACAGUCGCUGCCGCUGUCCAGAAAGGUAAGGCGACCGGUAGACGCUGUGGAGGUUCCCGGUUUAGGAGUCAAGUUGACCCUAACGCUCCUCCAUGGGAGAAAGCGGGUCUCAUAGAGGACGUGUGGAGAGACCGGUAUAUCAGGCAGACCUGUAUUCGUUGUGGUCAAUAUGGCCACAACCAAUUCAAGUGCCGCAACAAGAAGGUGACCGAGAAGAUCCCGCCUACGAUGGGGCAGGCGUUGGGAUCGUCCGCUCCCGUAGGUAGCAAUGUGGCCAGCAGUUAUGGCACUGCUCCGGGGAACACGUUGGGGCCAGUAGGAAUAGUAGUUGUUCCUGUUAGGGUCGAGGUGGUGGACACACCCUCACCAUCUCGAGAGAUGGCCCAAGUUGCUGACUCCAUCGUCGUCCCUCAUUCACAUUCGGACCCAGCGAUCCUCUGUUCGCUGAAUGUGUUUGAGUCCUUAGAGGAGCUAGAGGAGGAGUGGUCUAGAUCGAACCCGCUAGCUUUUUGGACGGCCAUGGCCAAAGCCCCUAAGGGUGAGUUGUUCGUCGGCGAGGUAGUCAUCGGCAGCCGUAAGGCCGGGGCCUAUUAUGACACUUGCUCGACGCGGAACUUCAUUAAUCGCAUGUGCAUUGAGAGGCUGCGCUUAGAGGGGCAAGUGCAACGCCUGAGCCGACAUGUGGAGUCAACCUGUGCCAACAAACAGCGCAUGGUAGUCAACGACUACCUUGAAGACAUUGAGUGUCUUUUCCCAUACACGGGAGGGGAACUGAGACAUCGAGUCUCGUUCCUAGUCAGCGAUGAUCUCCCUAUGGACAUCUUGUUAAGUAUAGGGGAGCCGGUGAAAACGACCCCAGAGAUAGAGGGAGUGGCCGCUAGGUACCCUGAUCUAUUCGAAGAGCCGAAAGAGGUUGUUGAGAGGGAGAUCGUCCACGCGAUAGAGAUUAUCCCAGGGUCUAGCAUUCCGAAGGGUAGGAUCUAUCAGAUGUCUCCAGGUGAGCUCGAUGAGCUUCGCCGACAACUCAAGGAUCUCAUAGAGAAGGGUUGGAUCCGGCCUAGUGUUUUCCCUUACGGAUCUCCUGUACUAAUUGUACCAAAGAAGCGGGGGACCUUGAGGAUGUGCAUUGACUAUAGGGGCCUCAAUGCCAUCACAGUGAAGAACGUCGAGCCCCUACUGCGCAUCGAUGACUUGCUGGACCGAGUGCAAGGGUGCCGGUACUUCAGUAAGAUAGAUAUGAAGUCCGGGUACCAUCAGAUUGCAAUCUGGCUCAAGGAUCAACACAAAACCGCAUUUCAGACCAGGUACGGUCUAUACGAGUUUGUGGUGAUGCCUUUUGGCCUUUGCAAUGCUCCUGGCACCUUUCAGCACGCGAUGAACCGGAUAUUUUAUGACUACUUGGACAAGUUUGUCAUCGUGUACCUCGAUGACAUACUUAUCUUUAGUAGGAAUGUCGAUGAGCAUGUAGCGCACUUAGAUAGAGUCCUUAGCCUCCUCAGACAGCACCAGUUCAAGAUUAACCGGGAGAAGUGUGAGUUUGGACGCACCCGGAUCUUGUACCUGGGACAUGAGAUUUCCGCGGAGGGAUUGGAGCCCGAUGACGCGAAGGUGGCCAGCAUUCGUGACUGGCCGCGUCCUCAGUCUGUGACUGAGAUGAGGUCCUUAGGGAUAAUAGGCUACUACCGCAACUUUGUUCAGAAUUAUAGCAUAGUGGCCACCCCUUUGACGGACCUGACACGCCUUGACACCCCAUGGGAGUGGACAAACAGAGACUUUGGGCUUCCAAAGUCCAUUGUAAGUGAUCGGGAUGUCCGAUUCACUAGUGAGUUGUGGAAGGCUGCAGCUGCAGAACAAGGAACACAACCGCAGAUGACUUCUGGGAACCACCCAGAGGCAAACGGGCAAGCGGAGCAGCUGAACCGCGUUGUACAACACCUGUUGAGGCACUACAUAAAGCCCAACCAGGUGGACUGGGAUGAGAAACUUGCUCUCAUCGCCAGCCUGUACAACAAUGCUGUGCACAAUGCAACAGGGGGGGAGAGCGGUAGCGAAGCAGAGGACAGCAUGUCGGAGGAUUCGGGAGAGGAUUCGGGAGAGGAAACAGAUGGAGAGGAAUGGGAAGACGCAGAAGGGGAAGAGGAACCUGAAACCUUGGCACAAUGGAUCCGAAUAGUCCACAAGCUGAGGUGGAAAAGGCACAUUGAAUGUGAAAUGCGUUUGGCGCAUCAUAAACACCUGCGCAACCUGAAACAGGCAUUUUCAGCAGGAGAUGAUAUCACCUCAACAAACAGAUUUGAGUGGUUGAAGAAAGAGCAGGAGGUCAACGAAUUCUACGCAACACAGUACGCAUGGAAGGCUCGCCCAGCUAACAAUGACAUCUAUGUGCACAAUGGGAACUAUGCCAAACAGUUCACAUGGCCCAAAACGUACCAACCGCAAGGACUGAAGAGGUCGGAACAGAAAAGGAAAGCGCAGCGGGAGGCAGAGGACAAAUCGAUCAGCGGGAACCAGGGAACAGAGGUCUCAGUUCAGGAGAUGGAGGAGAGGGAGCAGAUGGAGGAGGAGAAGAGACAGGCGGCGAUUUUGGGAGCACAAAUCAACGUUCUCAAGGAUCAGAACAGGGAACUGGAGGUGGAUACCAUAAACCUGCAAAAGAUAGCAUACUCACCGCAAGUAGACAUAAAUGCAGCAGCCAAACUCUUUGCAAGACAUAACCCGGGAAGGAGAAUCAUUGUACCCUACCGCUGGAACAGUGGUAACUCGGAUUGGGAAGUGGCCAUUCACAAGACCUUGGCCUUAGUCUCAGCAAACGACAGUCAUUGCUCGCGAGACAAGCUCAAAGAGCAGAUUACGGGUGAUCUCCCUGACAAAGCUCAAGUGGUUGGAAGCCUUUCACAGGACUGGGAGGAGUGGGAGGACACGGCGGGUGGCAAGCAAAUGGUUGACUACAGGCCCAUCUUGCUCAGAUUGCAGGAGAAGGCCAAACUGGCGGAGGGACUGAUAUGGAUGCUAUGGCAGGUGGUGGAAACGAUACCGUACGGCCUCUUGGGAGUUUCGGAGGCAGCGAAAUGGGUGGCAAGAGGGGCAGCGAUUCUCACCAAGGCCGAUCGGGACAAGUCGCGGACUCAAGCUCCGCUUGGGUUAAAGCCUCUACCCAUUCCUGCUGGCCCAGGUCAGAGUAUCUCCAUGGACUCCAUGGAUACUCUCGUGACCAGCAAGAAUGGCAAGAGGCACAUAUUCGUCAUAGUGGAUAGGUUCACUAAGUACGCUAGACUAAUCGCUGUGCCAGAGAUUGCCAGGAUCGAGCACGUCAUCAAGCUGUUCAUGGACAACUGGGAAACAAUUCAGAGAAGAAAACCGAUCCGUGUCGUAAAGGAUGAUGAAGAAAAGCAGGCUUCAGAACCUGUGAGACUCCCUGAGGCUGCUGCAGGUAUAAAACACACCGAAGGCAUUGCACACAUUCGGGGCGAUGAACCUGCCCAUGGAGGACGAGGAGACGAACACUCGAGGCUAUGCUUUCAAGAGACAAAGCUCUUUGGAAAUGAUGGUGGUGGCAAUGAUGAGUUGCGUCGUCCGCUACUAACUGCAGAUCAUUCGGGGAGGUCGAAGUCAGAUGGGUCUGAUCGGCUCAACGCUGUGAAUGGCCAUGUUGGCAGAGAAACACUUGGUUGUCACACCUCCAAUGGGAACACCACAGACAGUCAGGAUCGUGUUUCGGAUCUGUGGAGGUCAGUCAACAGUUCCUUUGUCAUGCCAAUGGAAAAGGUUGGAAAACUUGCUGAAGGCACUGUGAAUGGGAGUGGAGCGAAAAGGGUUAAUGCCGAUGGUGUAAAUAGACCGGAAGAGCACUUUGCAGUUGAUGAAGAAGAUGCAAGUGAAGGACAAAAAAGUGGAGGGGGGGGAGAUGGAGGUGCAUCACGAGAGAAAAUUUCAAUCGACAAUCGCAAGAAUUAUCAAGAAAACCUGCAUGAUCUCGAGGCGUCUACAACUGAGGAGGAUAAAGGUUAUGGAAAUUUCCUUCUACAGCCGAAAGUUAUCAUCUCUGUCAUGUUCUUCACCGUGUUCUCCUUUUCAGAUCUUAUGUUUCAGGAGAGAACAAUCCGAACUGAGGCAAUCUUUAGGAUUCGCUUUGCCUUAAGCCUUGCUUGCGCAACUUGAAAAGCGCCUACUAAACUAAAAUCAAAAACUCACCGAUAAAGCCACUAUUGCCUAGCAGACUAAUAUUGGCUGAAGUAAAAUGCUAUCAUACUC
Molecule: messenger RNA, 11268 nt
Organism: Chara braunii
Lineage: Eukaryota; Viridiplantae; Streptophyta; Charophyceae; Charales; Characeae
Source: the annotation of a GenBank genome assembly